AUUCGUUUCGUUUCUGCUCACAACAAUGAGGAAAUAAAAACUUAUACGAUGCGGGAUGUGCUCAUUACAUUUGAAAUGUAAGUCCAACUCAUAUUUCAUCCAUUCAGUGCAUUCUAGGACCGCCCCUGCCUUAAGAUGAAGUAAGACGACGUCGGGGUGAUCGUUUAAAUCGUUAAACAUGAUCAAGUGGUCCUAGCAGGUAGAUUCCGAAAUCAUUGGGCUGGGAAUAUUUCUGUGACCUGACAACACUGGAUGUGUCUCUAAUGGCUGACUCGAUCCUGGAGAUCCUGGAGGAACUGUCAAAAGAAGAAUUUAAAAAGUUAACAUUUUAUUUGAAUGACCAGGUACUGAAAGGAUGUAGACCCAUUCCACGAAGUCAACUGGAAGACAAAGAUAGGACAGAUGUUGUCAGAUUGAUGAAGAGCUCCUAUGGUAACAGGAUGGUGGAGAUCACUCUGGAGAUCUUAAAGAAAAUUUCAAGAAAUGAUCUCAUUCUGAAAUUGGAGAGCGAUCCUGAAAAUGUUUGUUUUUCAGAAACGUGUGCUGAAAGAGUCCGGGAGAAGCUGAAGUCUAGGCUGAAGAACAGGUUUGAGUGUAUAUAUGAAGGGCUUGCCAAGCCUGGAAAACACACCCUGCUCAACAGUAUUUACACUGAGCUCUACAUCACAGAGGGGGACUGUGAGGGUGUUAAUGAGGAGCACGAGGUGUGGCAGCUAGAGACAGCAUCCAGGACACAUGCUACACAAGACACUGCAAUCAACUGCAAUGAAAUCUUUAAACCCUUAUCUGGACAAGAGAGACCCAUCAGAACUGUGCUGACCAAGGGCAUCGCUGGUAUUGGAAAAACGGUCUCCGUGCAGAAGUUCAUUCUUGACUGGGCGGAAGGAAAAGCUAAUCAGGAUGUUGAUUUCAUUUUUUUUCUUCCUUUUCGGGAGCUGAACUUGAUUAAUGAGGAGUACAGUCUCCUUGAGCUUCUGCAGGUCUUUCAUCCUGAAAUGAAUGGGUUUGAAAAUAUUGAGUUUGAUAAUUACAAGGUUUUGUUCAUCUUUGAUGGUCUGGAUGAAUGGCUUCAUUUCAGUGUCCGGAACCGUAAGAUACUGUCUGACGUAAGAAAAAAAUCUCCUGUAGAUGUGUUGCUGACUAACCUCCUUAAGAAGAUUCUCUUCCCCUCUGCUCUCCUCUGGAUCACCUCUCGACCUGCAGCAGCCAGUCGGAUCCUGCCUGAAUUAAUUCACCGGGUGACGGAGGUCAGAGGAUUCAAUGAUGCACAGAAAGAGGAGUACUUCAGGAAGAGAUUCAGAGAUCAGAAUCUUGUUGAAAGAAGUAUCUCUCACAUAAAGACAUCCAGGAGCCUUUACAUCAUGUGCCAUAUACCACUCUUCUGCUGGAUGUCUGCUACUGUUCUGGAGCGACUUUUGAGUGGACCUGACAGUGGAGAACUCCCUAAAUCACUGACUGAAAUGUACUCAUAUUUCCUCUACACCCAGGCUGAAUUCAUGCAGAAAAAAUAUCAGGAGAACCAUGAGACAGAUGCACAGAAAAUUCUGGAACCGGUUAAGGAGAUCUUUCUGAAACUGGGGCAGCUGGCUUUUCAACAUCUGGAAAAGGGAAAUUCAAUAUUUUAUGAAGAGGACCUGAUAAAGUGUGACAUUGAUGUCACAGAAGCAUCAGUGUACUCUGGGGUGUGCACAGAAAUCUUGAAAGAAGAGUCUGUGCUGCAUCAGAAGAAAGUCUACUGCUUUGUACAUCUGAGCCUCCAGGAGUACCUGGCUGCAUUGUAUGUGAUUCAUUCAUUUAUAGGAAAGAACUUCAGGGCUUUGAAGCCCUUCUUCGGUAAAAAGAGUUUACCCAAUGGACUGUCUCUCAGUGACUUCCACAAGAAAGCUAUUAAGAAGGCUCUGGAGAGUAAGAAUGGACACCUGGACCUUUUCCUUCGAUUCCUUCUGGGCCUCUCACUGGAUUCCAAUCAACGCCUUGUCCAAGGUAUAUUGACACAGACAGGAAGUAACCCAAAGUGCAUCCAGAAAACAGUUCAGCACAUCAAGGUCUUUAAAGAGAAAGAUCCCUCCCCAGAAAGAUGCAUCAACCUGUUCCACUGUCUGUCUGAACUCAGUGAUGAUUCCCUUGUGAAGGAUGUCCAAAAGUACUUGAGCUCAGGAAGUCCAUCUGGUGAAAAGAUCUCACCUGCUCACUGCUCUGUCCUGGCCUAUGUGCUCCUAGUAUCAGAGAAGGAGCUGGAUGAGUUUGACCUGAGAAAAUACAACACCUCAGAAGAGGGGCGACGUAGACUUGUCCCAGCUGUGAAGUGCUGCAGGAAUGCUGUGCUCAGUGGCUGUAAUCUGACAAUGAAAUCUCUUCAACCUGUGGACUGUGCCCUGCAGUCAGUCUCCUCACCCCUCAGAGAGCUGGACCUCAGCAACAACAACCUGGGAGAUUCAGGAGUGGAGCUGCUCUGCUCUGCACUGAAGAGUCCAAACUGUAAAUUACAGACUUUGAGGCUAAGGGAGUGUAAUCUCACAGAUGGCUGCUGUGAUUCUCUGGCCUCAGUCCUGCGUUCUUCUCACUCAGAGCUGAGAGAUCUGGAGCUCAGAGACAAUGAGCUGCAGGAUUCAGGAGUGAGAGCACUCUCUGCUGGACUGGAGGACCCACACUGUAAACUGCAGAGACUGGGGCUGUCAGGCUGUCAGGUGACCGAGAGAGGCUGUGCUUCUCUGGCUUUAGCUCUGCGUUCAAACCCCUCACAUUUGAGGGAGCUGGACUUGAGCUACAAUAACCCAGGGGAGUCGGGAGUGACAGCGCUCUCUGCUGGACUGGAGGACCCCAGCUGUAGACUGGAGGCACUGCUUGUAGACCAUAGAGGAGAGACCAGGCUCAAACCAGGACUGAGGAAAUAUGCUGUUCAGCUCACACUGGACCCCAACACUGCACACAGAAUGCUGUCUCUGUCAGAGGGGAACAUGAGGGUGAUAUGGGGGGAUGAGCAGCCAUGUCCUGAUCAUCCAGAGAGAUUUAGCACCUAUCAGCAGGUGCUGUGCAGAGAGGGGCUGUCUGAGCGCUGCUACUGGGAGGCGGAGUGGAGAGUGGAGAAAGGAGGGAAGUUGCCCUGGGUUGCCAUGGCCUUUAAAACGAUUGGCAGGAAAGGACGGGGUGGCGCCAGUUCGUUUGGACACAACGACAAGUCCUGGAGUCUGUACUGCUCUAAACAGAAAUGCUCUGCCAUACACAAAAACACAACCACUGACAUAACUGCCCCCCCAUCCCCGUUCCGCAGAGUAGGGGUGUAUCUGGACUGGCCAGCUGGCACUCUGUCCUUCUACAGCGUCUCCUCUGACACACGGACCUUCCUGCACACUUUCCACACCACCUUCACUGAGCCUCUUUAUCCUGGGUUUAAAGUGAAUAAGGGAAACUCUGUGACCCUGUGCAUGCUGGGAUAGACUCCUAAAGUCCUGGAGGAACUCCUGAGUCUUCAGCUCAGCGCUCAGGCAGGAUGGGAUGUGAUUCCCCUUGCUUCUCUGCAUGGGCCUGAAUUACUUGGUUGUUUUUGGCAGUCUUUUGUUUCCUGCUUGCUAUAGGAGUGUUUAAGCUUGGGAUUAGCUGUCGAACGUAAACCUGAUUUGCUCCUAAAAUGAUACAUUUGGAGCUCAGGAGACACUUUUUUCCCUUCUCAAGCGAACAGCCUGCCACUAGACACACUGCUUUGCAAAUCUGGCACAUUAUCUUACCAGCAAUGUUUUUUUAAUGGUUUUUACAUACAUUUUUACAUUGGGAGAAAGGUAUGGGCAGUGUCCCUGUGCAAGCUGGGAUUGACUCCCCCUGUGCCAAAGCAGAGAGGGUCACAGGUAGAUGAGGGACCACAGCUCUGUACUUUCAUGGUUGCAUUUGUAAUUAUUAAACAUUUCAUAUAUGGAUGUAACCUAUGUAAUUAAAUCUGACACAACGCCUCUGAUGUUUACUGUAAAUCAAUAAAAUGGGGUUAACACCUGCAUCUC
This is a messenger RNA of Anguilla anguilla (European eel), 3992 nucleotides long. RefSeq names its product NACHT, LRR and PYD domains-containing protein 3-like. Gene Ontology annotation, molecular function: RNA binding; protein binding. Bases 264 to 3437 code for a protein of 1057 amino acids. Lineage: Eukaryota; Metazoa; Chordata; Actinopteri; Anguilliformes; Anguillidae. The transcript is spliced from 8 exons. The record is from RefSeq and is a predicted model, not a curated record. Gene Ontology annotation, biological process: regulation of apoptotic process.